GAACUCUGUCUCCCUGUCUCUCCCUCUCUCUUAUGGCUAAGCAGAGACCGGCGACGCUCUCAGUCUACCUCUACAUUCCCAAUAUCGUUGGGUACAUGAGAGUUCUCUUGAACUGCAUUGCCUUCUCUGUGUGCUUCUCCAACAAGACACUCUUCUCGCUCUUGUACUUUUUUAGUUUUUGUUGUGAUGCUGUCGAUGGAUGGUGCGCUCGUAAAUUCAACCAAGUCUCUACAUUUGGAGCUGUUCUCGACAUGGUUACAGAUAGAGUCAGCACUGCCUGUCUUCUCGUGAUCCUCUCCCAGAUAUACAGGCCUAGCUUGGUUUUCCUGUCAUUGCUCGCUCUAGAUAUCGCUAGUCACUGGCUCCAAAUGUACAGUACAUUUCUAUCAGGGAAGGCCAGCCACAAGGAUGUCAAAGAUAGCACGAACUGGCUCUUUAGACUCUACUAUGGAAACCGGAUGUUCAUGGGUUAUUGCUGUGUUUCCUGCGAGGUUAUUGGCUCAUUUUUCUCUGAGCUCAUUAACUUUUUCGAUGCAUUUCUAUUGGGAGAUAUGGUAAACACAGUUUUCUCAAAUGACUACAGGGUUCCAAAUGUUUUCAAACUUCAGGUGGUAGUGAAAUCAUUGAUGCAGAUUUCACCGCUCUCUUUACUCUUGGCUUUGAGCAUAUUUGGUUGGUCGAUCAAGCAGAUCAUCAAUGUGAUUCAGAUGAAAACGGCUGCAGAUGUUUGUGUCCUGUAUGACAUAGAGAAACAGCAUAAGAAGCCUUGACGUUAUGUGCCCAUGAAUCGUGUUGAACUCCUUUUGUUUCAUGUUGUGUACCACACUGUACAUACGGAUCCAUCUUGUUUAGUGGUGGAUGUAGAUAAAAUUCUUGUCUUUGA
Molecule: messenger RNA, 883 nt
Organism: Arabidopsis arenosa
Lineage: Eukaryota; Viridiplantae; Streptophyta; Magnoliopsida; Brassicales; Brassicaceae
Source: the annotation of a GenBank genome assembly